Messenger RNA from Amborella trichopoda, 837 nucleotides. Its product is annotated as PLAT domain-containing protein 3. NCBI's taxonomy places the organism in Eukaryota, Viridiplantae, Streptophyta, Magnoliopsida, Amborellales, Amborellaceae. The record is from RefSeq and is a predicted model, not a curated record. Gene Ontology annotation, molecular function: protein binding.
UAAUUUUCCCUAUGUCCUCGCUGUAUAAAGUAAUGCGCCCCUGUUCGUCUUCUCAACUAGUGUUCUCUCGCUCUGUCUCUCACAUCAGUCAAAAAUGGCGAAAGUCAACAAUCUUCGUCUUCUAUUCGCUCUCCUCGCCUUCUCCUCCUUUGCUCUCACAGUCUCCUCUGAUGAUUGUGUGUAUACGGUCUACGUGAGAACGAGCACGAUCUUAAAGGGCGGCACCGACUCCAUCAUAAGCCUUGAGCUCAGCGACACAUCGGGCGGAACCGUAUCCAUUCCGAACCUAGAGUCAUGGGGUGGGCUCAUGGAAUCCGGCCACAACUACUUUGAGAGAGGCAAUCUCGACAUUUUUUCCGGUCGUGGCGCAUGUCUUUCGGCCACGCCCUGUGGUAUGAACCUUACAUCCGAUGGCUCUGGCUCUCACCACGGAUGGUUCUGCAAUUACGUCGAGGUCACCAUCACCGGCGUGCACAUGGGCUGUGCCCAGCAACUCUUCACCGUGGACCAGUGGCUCGCUCGCGAUGCUUAUCCCUACGAACUCACUGCGAUCAGGGAUUCUUGCGACUACACCAUUCGAGGUGCAAAGGCAAAUAGCGCACGUCGCUUUUCGAGUGCCAGUUCAGAGGGGUCGAUUCGCUCUGUGGUGUGAGGUACCGGUAUAUAAUAACUCGUUUAGUCACUUUGUCGAGUCAAUUCGUACAGUGGUCGCUUUUAUCAUGAGUGGAAAACUCGAGAUGUUUCUGAGUUCUUGUUUAAAUAUAUUUUCCUACCUAUAUUUGACAAAUAAAUGGGCCUCUGCCAGUCUAUUGGUAAUUUCAGCCGAUUUUAUUUGAA